Molecule: messenger RNA, 739 nt
Organism: Strongylocentrotus purpuratus (purple sea urchin)
Lineage: Eukaryota; Metazoa; Echinodermata; Echinoidea; Camarodonta; Strongylocentrotidae
Product: transmembrane protein 216
Exons: 6
Coding region: 111-596 (161 amino acids)
Biological process (GO): non-motile cilium assembly
Cellular component (GO): ciliary transition zone
Source: RefSeq, a predicted model, not a curated record
UUCGUCACACCGAAAGGAAACGAUGGUCGGAAGUUUCAUUCAGCAUAGUGGAGUCAACGCAAUACGCUGAGGAAUUUAUUUCUUAGGAACAGAUACGGAAAAGGUCUGAAAUGGCGAAUGGAGAAGGAACAAGUUCUGCUCCAGCUACCAGCGCAGCACCUAGAAGAGGGAAAACGAUAGCUGUUCUCUCAUCUCUUCCUCUACAAAUACUCUUCUAUUUGAAUGGAUGGUAUUUUGCCUUUCUCUGGCUGUGUGAAGCAUUGAUGUACAUUUACAAAGGUUCAGUACUUCCAUACCCCACAGAGAAUCUGGCUGGAGAAUGGGUCCUUAUCUUCCUCUUAGUUGCCAUUGAGUAUGUCAGGUUGUUCUUAGGGAAGAAAGGAAACCUGACGGAGAAGGUCGUCCAUCUUGCCGUAUCCUUGGCGUUAUCCAUGGCAACACUGUUUGGCGCCCUCUAUCUCAUCUUGUGGCAGACGUACGUGUUACGAGCGGAGUUGAUCCUCAAUGCUGUGCUUCUAUGCUUCCUUGGACUUGAACUGGUAUUCAGUAUCAUUGCUGUAAUCUCAUUUGGCAGGGCAAAUCAAACGGUAAGAUGAGAGGUCCAGACGAUACAUAACUCCUAGUCAUCACUCAGUACUACUCCAGGGGGGCGUUUCACAAAGCCUUUUUUCAAUGACAAAUGACAAAAACCAGUGACAAAUCAGCUGAUAACCAAUCAGAAGCAAGGAUUUCAGUAGCU